This is a messenger RNA of Schistosoma intercalatum, 2202 nucleotides long. The record is from the annotation of a GenBank genome assembly. NCBI's taxonomy places the organism in Eukaryota, Metazoa, Platyhelminthes, Trematoda, Strigeidida, Schistosomatidae.
AUGUUUGGAUUCUCAGCUGCUUACCUGAACACAUUCUUCCCGACCAUGGGCCGCAAAUAUCCUUCGGAAACGCCUCGUAGUGCCAUGCGUGGCCAGUGUAAUGGAUCUAGUGUCUUGGUACAACGCACACAUAAAUCACCUUCCUUAGAGUGCAGUGCAGAUUGGUUUAAACAAGAAAUCAAAUGUCAAAUGGAACGAGGUGGUUUAUUUGAGGAUCCAUUUAUGCCUGCUACCGACUCAACUAUCAAAUCAGGAUCUGGAUCGAGUAAACAAAGUUACAGAUGGCUAAGACCUGUUGAACUUAGCAGGUGCCCACGUUUUGUUGCAGAUGGAGUUAGUCGCUUCGAUAUUAAACAAGGUGAACUUGGAAACUGUUGGGUUAUAGCUGCCUUGGCCUCAUUAUCAAUGUAUCCAGAAUUAUUUAAUCAAGUUGUCCCACCUGAUCAAUCAUUUGAAAAAUCAUCAAAAUAUCCAUAUGUUGGAAUGUUUUGGUUUCGAUUCUGGCAAUUCGGUGAUUGGUACGAUGUUGUUGUAGAUGAUCGUUUACCAACUCGUAAUGGACAUUUAGUAUUUAUGCAUUCCGCAGAUCCUAAUGAAUUUUGGUCAGCUUUAUUAGAGAAAGCCUAUGCUAAACUUGUGUCGUCUUAUGAUGCGCUUCGUGGUGGGUGUACAGCAGAAGCAAUGGAAGAUUUCACUGGUGGUCUUACAGAACUUGUUGAUUUAGGUGCGAAAGCGCCUACUAAUAUAUUCGGCAUUAUGGAACAUGCACUGAAUCGUGCCUCUUUAAUGGCUUGUAGUAUUGAUGCUGAUCCACAUGAGAUUGAAGCGAAUGGUCCGUUAGGAUUAAUUCUUGGUCAUGCCUAUUCUGUAACCGAUAUACGACAGGUUCAUACUAAUUAUCAAUCUCAAAGUAUUCGUCUAAUCCGUCUACGUAAUCCAUGGGGUAACGAUCGUGAAUGGUCAGGUCCUUGGAGUGAUCAAUCUAGAGAAUGGAGAAAUAUUCCACCUGAUGAACGAAAACGAAUUGGUCUCACUUUUGAUGAAGAUGGUGAAUUUUGGAUGUCUUUCGAUGAUUUUGUACGUUAUUUCUCACGUCUUGAGUUAUGUCACCUUGGACCAGAAUCCAUAGCUUACAGUCCAGGUCCUGUCAACCGUCGUUGUAAUAAACGUCAAUGGGAAAUGAUAUGUGAAGAAGGUGAAUGGUUGCGUAAUUCAACUGCUGGAGGUUGUUCAAAUUUUCCCAAUACAUUUUACAUGAAUCCACAAUUUCAUGUUGAGGUUGUUGAUCCAGAUGAGUCAGCUACAGAUGGUAAUGGCACUCUUGUAGUUGGUUUGAUGCAGAAGGGAUUAAGAGAAAAACACAUUGAACCUCAUGUGAUUGGUUAUUCUGUAUUUCGGAUGCCUCCAUCUGCUCCAAACAAUCGACUGUUAGAUCGAAGGUUUUUUAUGACUAAUUCAUCUGUAGCUCGAUCACCGGUAUUUAUUAAUAUGCGUGAAGUUUGUGGUAGGCAUAAAUUAAAACCAGGCCAUUAUGUGAUUAUCCCGUGUACAUUUAAUCCAAAUGAAGAAGCUAAAUUUAUGCUGCGUAUAUUCUCUGAACGAGCAUGUGGUUCAAAUGAGUUAGACGACGAUACUCGGAUCACUUUUAUAGAUGGACCUGAUCACCCAAUUAGAACAGCUGAUGAUAAUUUAAUAGAGAAAUUGCAAGUUGUCUUCAAUAAAAUAGCUGGUCCAACUGGAGCAAUCACAUAUACUCAAUUACAAGAUAUAUUAAAUGAAGCAUUUACCAAAGAUUUUCCAUUCGAUGGAUUUAGUCGAGAAACUGCUAGAAGUAUGAUGGCCUUAAUGGAUGCUGAUUUAAGCGGUGGUUUGGGCUUUGAUGAAUUCAAAAAGCUAUGGAUGGAACUACGCAUUUGGAAGACUAUUUUCAAAAAAUUCGAUGAAGGUCAUACUGGUAGCUUAGAAGCUUUCGAAUUAAGAAAUGUAAUGAGGACCAUAGGUUUUCAUGUCAGUAAUAUGAUUUUCAAGGCUAUUGCUUGUCGAUAUGCAAAUGAAAAAGGUCAAAUUUUAUUUGAUGAUUACAUUUUGUUAUUGAUCCGACUAUCCACUGUUUUCGAAACAUUCAAAGCACAAGAGCGCACUCGAGAUGGCCGAGCUGUCUUUGGAGCUGACGAUUUUAUUCGCUCAGUUAUAUAUAUUUAG